Diorhabda carinulata is the source of this 2354-nucleotide messenger RNA. RefSeq names its product SET and MYND domain-containing protein 4-like. Lineage: Eukaryota; Metazoa; Arthropoda; Insecta; Coleoptera; Chrysomelidae. The transcript has 3 exons. The coding region runs from base 191 to 1603 and encodes 470 amino acids. Gene Ontology annotation, molecular function: protein binding. The record is from RefSeq and is a predicted model, not a curated record.
GCAAGACGUUGAACUAUUCGAGUGAUUAUAAACAGUUUGUGAUGUUGUGUAACAUUCCAAUGAAAAGCAAUAAAACAAAUAAUUGAACACCUAAUGUAUAUGACUUCAAUUUUAUCUUAUCUACAACGUAAUUUUAGGAAGUGUGAAAUACAAAAAUAGUUGAUAACAUAAAUACGCAACAAGAAGAAGUAUGAAAGAUAACAACAAUAGUACUAUUCAAGGCAUAUUUCAAGAUUUGAUAAAAAAUAUUCAAAUAGACAACGAAGUUAAACAUGUAUCAGACGAAUUUUCGAAGAUAUCUUCUUGUUCAGAGAAGGUAUCUUUUGUGUACGCGCUUUUAAAACGAUAUAACCUUUUACCUGGAUUAGUUGUCGACGAGAAAAGAAACGAAGAGGCUAUCAAAUUAAGAGAACAUGGAAAUCAAAAAUUUAAAGAAAAAAAACUGAAAGAGGCGUUAGAUUUAUAUACCAAUAGUUUGGCGUACGCCGAGAAAAAUUCUGAGCAUUAUCCAAAAGCCAUAGCAAACAGAUCCGCAGUAUUAUUUGAACUGGAAUUAUAUGAAGAAUGUAUAAAGGACAUUGAAACAGCUUUAGACCACAAUUACCCAAAAGAAUUACAACUGAAGAUCAUUAAAAGGAAUGAAAUCGCUAAAUCCAAAAAGACAACCAAUAAAAAAAUCCAUUAUUUCCAACAAAUUCCUGUAAUACCAAAAGAUUCCCAAUCAACUUCAAUUCAAAGCGCCUCGAACAUUUUAGAAAUAGAAAUAUCAGACGUGCAAGGCAGAUACGUAGUAGCCAAAGAAAACAUCGAAAUCGGUGACGUUCUAGCUGUUGAAAAACCGUUCUGUCAUGUAUUAGCUUCAGAAUUUUUCACUCAUUGUCACGAAUGCUUAAAACUUUGCUACAACCUGUUACCAUGCCCGAAUUGCACGCAGGUACUAUAUUGUAGCAUAGAAUGUCAAAAUAAUGCUAAAAUAUAUCAUGUAUACGAAUGUAAAAUAUUAAAGACUUUGCGGAAUUUGAAUUUAGAUAAAUUGAAGCUUUUGCCUCUAAAAAUAGCCAUAUCGGUGAAAAACAGUUACAGUUCAAUUAGUCGUAUUAAUGAGGAAUCGGAAAGUUUUUAUAGGUCCGACAGAUAUAAGGAAAUUCACAAUUUAAUUUCAAAUACUCAGUCUCGCACGGUAGCUGAUUUAUUUGAAAGGUCCACGACAGCAGCUAUUGUUUUCAAUUUAAUACAUGAACACACGAAAUUCUUCAAUUCAGUAUUAGAGGAGAGCAUUUUCAAAGAAUUAUAUUUGAGGCAUUUGCAAAUUGCUCCAUGUAAUUUCCACGAAAUAUCAGAGUUACAUCAAAAUCAAGACGAUUAUUUUGAAGCCCAAGAAAUAGGUGCUGGUGCUUUUUCGUUUUUGAGUCUGUUUAAUCAUAGUUGUAAUCCAAACGUAGUCAGACACUGUUAUGGAAAUGUUGUUGUUUUAAGAGCUAUUAGAAGUAUCCACAAAGGUGAACAACUCUUUGAUAAUUAUGGGAAAAGAAUCACGCUUCGCAACUCAAAUUUGGCGGGAGAAACAAAUAAUAGCAGCUCUGUUUAUAUGGCUGUAGCAUAACGCAGAAUGAUGCUUUCCUGUCGGCAAUGGCGAAGUUUAUAGUGCAAGAGUUUGCAGUAGCGUAGAAAUCGUAUAUUGGCAAAGAAAACGUCCACCGCGUGCAAAGGGACGCUGCUAUAUCAAAACAAAUAUGGCUGCCGCAAGGCUUCGACGAUUAGCGUUGAUUUUAAUAUUUAUAUUUGAUUAGAAAAGUGUUAAAAAUGAUGUUACCGUCUUGGAAUACAUUGUGUAAUUAUACUGAUGCAGCUCCGUCAUCUCCAAAUAUUAUUGAAGGUGAAAGAGCUGUUAAUUCUGGUUUCAUAAUUGUAUGUGGAAAGACUUGCAAAGUUACAAACAGAAUCGACUUAUUUUCAUUGUGUUUACGCACUAGUGGAUUGGCUUCCGAGCCGCAUACUAUAAUAGGAAAAUUGUCGAUUAAGAGUAAUAUUAACAAUAGUGGAAUUCAUAAACAAGUAUCCAUUAAUAUAAUGGAUUGUGGUCAACCAGAUUUGUAAUAUUAUUACUCUCAACUUUCUGUUUACUUUUUCCCUUCUUUGAAUUUUCACUCCUCACUGCCACUUUCUCUUUAUUCUUAAUGUUGCGUCUGGUAUUCUGAAAAAAAUUGUGUGUGUCAGCUCCGACGCACGACUGGAGUUUACUCCUAAAGUUCGAUAGUCUAACCAGACGCAAAAAGAGUUUAUUUAACUUAAAAAAGAUUGAUACUGUAUAAAAGGGUAAAUUUUAACCGACUUUAAGAAAAUUGAUAAAAAAA